Saccharomycopsis crataegensis is the source of this 531-nucleotide messenger RNA. RefSeq lists its product as uncharacterized. The record is from RefSeq and is a predicted model, not a curated record. The transcript is spliced from 2 exons. The coding region runs from base 1 to 531 and encodes 176 amino acids. NCBI's taxonomy places the organism in Eukaryota, Fungi, Ascomycota, Saccharomycetes, Ascoideales, Saccharomycopsidaceae.
AUGCCUGAAAAUGACACUACUUCGCAAAUGAAAGAACACUGGGUCUCGCCAUUUGACAGAAAUAAAUUCGAUGUCGAAUGUUUCAACUAUAUAUUGGAGCUGAUUUUCACCGAAGAGAUUGUUGUUCCUGAACGGUCGUGUAAAAAAAACUCUGACCUGUUGAAUAGUCUAUACGAACCGGAAUCACCAAAGUAUUUUGUCGAAGACAUGGCUGAUUCUCUUGUGAUCGAUGCUAAUACUGAUUUCCGCCAGUUAAGGUAUGAUAUCUGGAUCUUGAAGAAAGCUCAUAAAUACUCUGGACAACAUUGGGACGGAAGUUCUAUCUUGAACGAUAUCAAACGCAAGCUGAGAUUCUAUUUUUACAACGAGCUGAAUAAAUUCCCUAAAAUUUGCAAAGCUGAUACUAUUGAAGAUAUAAUCACAAAGGGUAUCGAAUGGGAAAAGGACUAUAAGUAUUUGUUAAACAGAAUUGAAUAUCAAUAUCGAAAUAAUAUUCGUGCUGGAAAGAAAUUCAAUCUGAAGAAAAAGUAA